Messenger RNA from Hevea brasiliensis (rubber tree), 906 nucleotides. RefSeq lists its product as uncharacterized. The record is from RefSeq and is a predicted model, not a curated record. The transcript is spliced from 4 exons. Gene Ontology annotation, molecular function: structural constituent of ribosome. NCBI's taxonomy places the organism in Eukaryota, Viridiplantae, Streptophyta, Magnoliopsida, Malpighiales, Euphorbiaceae. Gene Ontology annotation, biological process: translation. The coding region runs from base 174 to 623 and encodes 149 amino acids. Gene Ontology annotation, cellular component: ribosome.
CCUUAUUUCUAACCAGGCCUUCCUAUCCAGCAAACAGAAACCCUACCGAGGACGCAGAUCACAGGACAGGAAGAAGAAGAAGAAGAAGAAGAGUACGAUUCCGUGAGCUCGGCGAUUAAUUAGAAAGAUUCUAAUAAUCACGGUGUUCCAGAUUUGAAUCCUGCUGAUUGAAAAUGUCGAAUUUUACGACAAUCAUCUGCAAUCGUCUGAAGGUGAAAGAGCUUGUCUCCAAUGUUCCUGUGUAUGCAAGCCUUACAGAUGGCUCUGCUGGUGGAUUAAGCUUGAUUUUAAGGCGUUGGGCUACAAAGAAGACGGCUGGAUCUACCAAGAAUGGACGAGACUCGAAACCUAAGAAUCUUGGAGUGAAGAAAUUUGGCGGGGAGAAGGUGAUACCUGGAAAUAUCAUAGUUCGGCAGCGAGGAACUCGAUUUCACCCUGGAAACUACGUUGGGAUGGGGAAGGAUCACACCCUUUAUGCUCUGAAGGAAGGAAAUGUCAAAUUUGAGACAAACAAGCUCAGCGGUCGCAAGUGGGUACAUGUUGAGCCCAAGGAUGGAUAUGAGCUUCACCCUGUUUAUGCAACAGCUAGUGUCGCUUCAUCCCGGCUCAAGACAGCCUCUUGAAUUGUGAUUUCGUAUUCGUCUUUCAUUUGGUUUUUAUCUUGGAUGGAUUUCCCACAUGAUUAAAUAGAUGAGUUAAAUGUUAGUUUCGGGGUAAUUAUUCACAUUGCUUAAUACUAGUUCAAUUUCUUCGAGAUACUGUUGGAACUGUGUUGUUAGGAGGCGUUGGCAAGCAUGUUGGAAAUUGUUAGUUUCGUGGAGUUGUGAUGCUUUUGAUUGCCUGCAAUUCAACAAUUACUUCACUGGCUGAUUGGAUGGAUAAGCAAUAUAGUCAUUUUGAACCAAA